GAAGAAUGUCUUUUCUGCCACGGCAUCAAGGAACAGACAAGAACUGACAAGUCUGCUACAGUAAGACAUUCAGGAGAAUUGGUACCGCAUUCCUAUCUCUCGAAUGUGACGUUUUUGAUACAUCGAGUUUUGCUUUCGUUUUUUGGGCAGAUACACUUAAGAGAGUAGCAAAAAGUGAACAAAUUUCCAAAGAUGCCGACAAAACGAACGAAGUGCGAGCUGUAUCACUCGUCUAACGCAGCGGCGGCGAUCCGCCGUUCCGGUGGUCUGAAGGGGACAAAAAAUGACGCGAAUCCCAGCUGCGCGGAGAUUAAUAUGACCAAGGUGUGGGCGUGCGCCGAAAGUAAGACGGAGAUUUGCUGCAAGAAACGAAGCGGCGAGCGAUUUAAGAUUGAGGCCAGUGACCUGAAGAAAAUCAGCAACAUCUGGGAUCCGUACCGGCCGCGGAAUCAAGCUGCGUACCGCAACGCCAGUAAAACCAGCAACCACGUGUUUUACAACAUCUUUCUGGUUCCCAAGAAGAAAAAGCUUUCGCGCCGGCAGAAUGAAAACCUGGUCCGUGCCGACGGGAGCAACAACGAUCCUGUGCGCUUUUAUUGGAAUCGGGGAGAUAUGUACUUCCUGGAGUUUGACGAGGAUGAUGACGAUAGCAGUUCUUCCGACUCAUCUUCCCCUUCAACUAAACCAGAGGAACGGCGUCACGUCCACGUGGCAAUCUGCACCAGCUUCCUGGACAUUAAAUCUGCAGGCGACGGGGACGACGACGAUGAUGAUGACUCAUCUUCAACCAGCGAUAAUGACGAUGACACCGACUCGUCAUCCGACAGUACCGAUGUGAACAUGAACAGCAACCAAGGUGGCGACGAUUCUUCGUCGUCUUGUGACCAGAGCGACUCCGAUUCGUCGUCCAGCGGUGCUGCCGACGACGGCGCUGAUUCGUCGAGCAGCGACAGCAGCAGCAUGAGCGACUGCAUCAGUUUCGGAAAGUAUUUUCUUUACAACCCGCGGAAAUGCGGAAAAAAAUCAACCGGCAAUACGCCUGUACCCUUCCUGUUGGACGGAUCUGCACGUGCUGGAGGUUUCGACUUGGACACACUGAUGAAGCAGGAAGCUCCGGAUAGUCUUUUUUGUUGCGUUGGGACCGGGGCCGCCGGUCACACAGGCUCGAUUCUUGGGGGUGGUCUCUCUCCGAGUAAGAUCCUACCGCCACUUGAAGAACUUGCGGCGCUGCUGCCAGCGCAGGGAGUUGUGGAUAUGACCAAUGUCGACCUUGACGACUUUGAGCAGAUUCGGGCACUCGAUCCGCGACUCGACGCACUUUUGGGGUCCGUUGGCACUUCCGCCGGGGCGAUCAAGUUUGACGAUGCGGCGACGCAACUGCAGAAGAAGGCGCAGUUCGCGAAGGUCCUGCAACUCGUUUUCGCCCAUGCGGAUUCCGGUCAAGAAAUCACCCUGAGUGAUGUUCUCACCUGGCACCGAACGAUCAUGGGGAGAGAACACGGUUUCGCUGGAAGGCUGCGCGGUCCGGGGGUAGGUGUGCACUGCGGUAAAACUAGAUUUCCGCCCGGUGGCGCGCGAGUGGAGAAGGGAAUGGAUGUGCUUUUGCGGUCAAUUAACGAGCUUCUGGACGAUCUUACAAAUGAGCCAAUGCUCGAUCCCCGUGCUCAGCAAGACCGCGUCAUGCGAGUGUGUGCCUUCAGCGUUGUUCACUUGACGACAUUGCAUCCGUUUCGCGAUGGCAACGGCCGACUUAGCCGUCUCCUGGUCCUGCACUUAUUGCGCCGCACCGGGUUGGCUGCCGCCCUGCCGGCCUUGGUUGAAGUGGGGGAGAAGCGGGGUAGAUUCGUCGCAGCGCUUGAAACGAGCAGAUGCGAAAACGGCAAUGUCGUGGAGCUCUCGGAAUUCAUCGAGGAGUGUUGCUACUCGUCGCUACUUUCGACCUUGCGAUACCGAUACACGCAGCGGGACAACGAGGCGCCAGCGGUUUGUGUGUAGGGAAUGCGAAGAUAAAAAGCGGACGCGCGAGCUUCGUGUUUGAUAAAUAGGAGGAUCCUCGGUUUCUGGCCUUUAUUUCAUUUUCGAUUCCACCAGAUUCUGACUAACUGAUCACUUGCGGCACAUCGAUCUGCAAGACCGAUUUUAUGGACAUCUAAAAAAGACGAGCGACAGGGUUUUUUCGUAAAAAGCACUGAAUAACUCCAAUAGAACGCAUCAGCUCUAC
Messenger RNA from Amoebophrya sp. A120, 2221 nucleotides. The record is from the annotation of a GenBank genome assembly. NCBI's taxonomy places the organism in Eukaryota, Dinophyceae, Syndiniales, Amoebophryaceae.